AUGGUGUGGAUAUCGUACUAUUUGGCUAUUGUGGUAAUGCCUGGUCGUCCACCUGCCAACUAUAAGGUGCCCAAGCACCACUGGAAGAAAUGGUGCAAAAAAUGUGAAAACUACAAGCCCGAGAGAGCUCACCACUGUCGGAAAUGUGAUAGCUGCAUUUUGGCAAUGGACCAUCAUUGUCCAUGGACAAAUAAUUGCGUUGGCCACGGAAACAUGCCCCAUUUCAUCAGGUUUCUAGUGUGGGUCAUUUUCACCACCGGACUCACCCUCUACGAGUUGCUGAAGCGCGUUAUCAGCUAUUACUACAACUCAGACCUUCCCGCAUACCUUAUACGAAAGUCGGAAAUGGUCACAGUGAUUGCGUGCUGGCCAUUGGACGCUUUUGUCUUCUUUGCGAUCAUUGUGCUCUUUAUCAAAUGCAUGAUCCACCUUUGGAGCGGAAAAACACAGAUUGAGACAUGGGAAAUGGAGCGAAUCGAAUCUCAAUUCCAUACGGAGCGUCUUUGGUUGAAGAUCAGAAACAACUAUAGAUUGGUGCACGGGAAAGAAAUGCCUAAGCUUACGUCCUGGAACCUCACCACAAAUCAGUAUGAAGAGCUCAUGGAGAUGGAUGAAAUAGAACAGGAACAAGAUAUUGACCAAUCAGAACGUCAACCUCUAGACCCAGACGGAGUUGUUCCUCUUACUUUUACUCCCGACGACCUUAUCUUUCCGUACGAUUUGGGACCAUGGAAAAACAUCACCAACGCACUUGGAAGCCCAUGGACGUGGCCCAUGCCAUGGGGAAGAGCAAAGGGGAACGGUUACGAGUAUGCUACAAAUGAAGAUGACGACCAAUUGGGCUUACCAUGGCCCCCAGAUGGAGGAAACGUGGAGUUCCAAGGUCGAGAGUUUUCUGACGAAGAAUUGCGUCAAAUGGACAUAAGACUCAUCAGAAAGCAUUUGGAUCCUCGGAGCAACAUGUCUCGUAAUCAGUGGAUCAACGAUAUGGGAGAAACGCUCAAUGAUUACGGAGUCGACGUGGAGGCAGAAGAAGAAGGUGGAUUGGCCGAAUAA
Molecule: messenger RNA, 1056 nt
Organism: Sungouiella intermedia
Lineage: Eukaryota; Fungi; Ascomycota; Pichiomycetes; Serinales; Metschnikowiaceae
Source: the annotation of a GenBank genome assembly